This is a messenger RNA of Sphenostylis stenocarpa, 567 nucleotides long. Lineage: Eukaryota; Viridiplantae; Streptophyta; Magnoliopsida; Fabales; Fabaceae. The record is from the annotation of a GenBank genome assembly.
AUGGCCUGCACCAUUCUAUUACGUCUCUUCACUCCCUCCUGUUCCAACCUUGCUUUCUCAACCACCAGCGUUAGGGUUACGCUAACCCAUUUACACUCUCCUUCCAUCUUUGCCCGGGCGAGUCGACUCAGCUCCAACUCAAUGAGUCAACCCACCGCCGAUCUCAAAGCUGUUGCGACAACGGACGAUGGGGCGCCGCAGCUGGAAAAUGCGGAUGUUGUGGUGCAGUACGUGGUGCUCAGGCGAGACCUUAUCGACAUGUGGCCGUUAGGGAGCGUGGUUACUCAAGGUUGUCAUGCUUCUGUCUCCGCCGUUUGGUCCAACAAAGACGAUCCUCACACCUUGGAUUAUUGCAGCCCCGAGAAAAUUGAUUCUAUGCACAAAGUUACCCUCGAAGUAAAGGGAGAAACCCAGAUCAAAAACUUGUCUGAGAAGCUUACGUCAGGUGGAAUCAUUCACAAACUGUGGAUUGAACAACCUGAAAACAUACCUACGUGCCUUGCCACAAAACCAUACCCCAAGUCAAUCGUAUCUUCGUAUUUUAAGAAGUUGAAACUCUGUAAGUGA